Pelobates cultripes (western spadefoot toad) is the source of this 381-nucleotide messenger RNA. The record is from the annotation of a GenBank genome assembly. NCBI's taxonomy places the organism in Eukaryota, Metazoa, Chordata, Amphibia, Anura, Pelobatidae.
AUGUCCACUACGCAGAUCCAGAUACUGCCCGACCUGGCCUGGCUGAUGCUCCAAGGUAGGAGAGCUCUGAGACCUAUCACCCAGGCUCUGCAGGCUAAAGAAAUCCGAUACCGUUGGGGCUACCCAUUCUCACUAACAGCAUCCCACCAAGGAGUACAGAGUUGCAUCACCAUAGUCCUCGAUGUGCCAGACUUCAUUAAAACAUUUGAUCUCCCUCAAAUUGAGAUUCAGGACUGGUAUGACCCUUUGGCGCAGGGAGCACCAGAAGCCCUACCACAGAGGACUCGAUGGAGAGAAAUGGCGGAGAAGAGGAGAACUCCGGGGAAGAGGCUCCCCUACACACCCACGUCCAUGCCUCAGCCUGCAUCGCGAGGCACCUAA